Molecule: messenger RNA, 1827 nt
Organism: Paraglomus brasilianum
Lineage: Eukaryota; Fungi; Glomeromycota; Glomeromycetes; Paraglomerales; Paraglomeraceae
Source: the annotation of a GenBank genome assembly
AUGGAACUAUAUUCAGAAAUUAAACGUCUUGCUCUCGCGAGAGACGAGAAGGCAGACUUGCGUGUGUAUUUUACCAAGAACCCCACUCAGGAGGAAAGGGCAGAAACUAUUCUGCCGACCUGUGAAGACGACGAGGCAAAGAUUCAAUUCAUUGAUUUUAGUGAAUACCUAUCAGAAUCUCAGAUUGCCAAACAAAUAUAUAGCAAGUUGGAGGAUUAUGGAUCAGACUACUCGUUUUUGUCAAAACUAUCAGGAGAAGAAGAGAGAGAGCUCAAAAAAAUUUUUAAGAAAUUACGUGGUCCCAAAAAUAACUGGAAUGAUGAACUUGCACAGGUGCAACCAUGGGUGCAGGCGUGCUAUGAAAAGUUGGCAGGAAUCUGGGGUCUAGUUGUCAAUUGGGACAAUCGAUAUGGUGGCAUGGAAGGUGAAAUUUAUGGAGAUCAUUAUCUUAUGUUUAAAGAAUGGUCAGCCAGCUGCAGCGUUGAUAGCAGGGCCAUAGAUUUCACAAGGUGUUGGACGUUUGAAGAUAAGCGGGGCUGGCAAGACUCUCUUACUUUGGAGGCAAUUAGACAAUGCCAUAGAUACUCUUCACGUUUCUUCCAUAAUGAGCAUAAUCAAAACCAAGACUACAUAUCGAUUAUCACUGAUGCCAGGAAAUACAAGCUCUUUCAUGUGUUCUAUGAUACUGACAAAAAUGACAUACGUGCUGGUAUAACUAAAACUAUUCGCUGGAACAAGAACACACUACAGAUCCUAGGGCGUGUUUUCAAGACAUUUCAUGAAGGUAUGCUUCCUCUCCGAGCCAAUGGAUCGCCACAAGACUUUGGAAACAAACCCCAUGCAUCCUAUGUGAUGCCUGAUUCAGAAAUUGAUUUACCUAUUCGACUCUCAGAAUUAAAUAAUCUUCGUAUGGACUUUUAUAACAUGGUCUUGAAAUGGUCAGUAAAAGAUUUGACAUCAAGUUUUCCAAUUGUAAGAACAAGUUUUGGGAAUGUAGAAGCAAAUGUACUUUUAGGUUUAGGGCCCAAUACUGCUGUCUUUGGAGCAAGCACUACAGACUAUGGAAAAGUUGCAAUCAAGUUCUGCCUCAAUGAGUUUCGCCUGCAUCGUGAAGCAGAAAUUUUGAAGGAACUUGAAGGAAUAAAGGAUAUACCAAAGUUGCUUCAUGAAAAUUUAGAUGUUAUGGUACCCUAUAUUGUCACAAGCAUGGUCGGCAAAAAAGUCACUGAGAUCAGUGCAUCAAUUGCCUGUAAUGCCACCAUUGACAUUCUUGAAGUUUUGGAGAAUAUUCAUGACAAAGGCUAUGUGCACAAUGAUAUACAUCCAGGCAAUAUUGUGGAAGUUGACAGCAAAUUUCGGUUAAUUGACUUUGGUAAUGCAGUUCAGCGAUUUGAGAAGAGAGACCAUAUACCCAAACAUUGGCCAAAAGGUCAUGCUGUGUUUGCAUCUCACAAUCGGGGUGAUUAUCCUGGAGCUAGGGAUGACUUGGAGGCACUCUGUUAUUCCAUUGCUUUCAUGUAUGAUCAGAAUAAGCUGUAUUGGUGCAUUGCUGGUCGGGACCGACGUAAAGCCCACCAUAGAAAAGAAGAAAAACUCUUAUUCCUCUUUGAUGGUCUUCCACAGGCAUUCCGGGACUUUUUUUGCUGUGUCUAUGAUCUUGAUUUUGCUGCAACUGUGGAUUAUGGAUCCUGGCAGAAAAUGUUCAAGCAUGCUGCUAAUGAUUUGGUUUCACCACCUAAUCUACCCAAAAAACGUGCCCUCUCAAUGCCACCAGGAAGCCCUGAAUAUAAGCGUAGUAACCUUGAACUUGAAUUUCCAGUGUGUUAA